Messenger RNA from Styela clava, 942 nucleotides. RefSeq lists its product as uncharacterized. Lineage: Eukaryota; Metazoa; Chordata; Ascidiacea; Stolidobranchia; Styelidae. The record is from RefSeq and is a predicted model, not a curated record.
UGUCAUGUUGUUGCACCUUUCAACGCAACAGAGAAUAGGAUGGGUAUAUACUCAUACAACUUACCCAAGAAUAAAUCACAGAAUCCUCACUCCUUUACAGAUGAUUUAUACCGCGACCACCUGGGUCAAAUUUGGCAUAAUCAGCAGAUUGAGAAAAGAUGGGAAGAGAUAGCUACAGAGCUUUAUCAAGAACAACCUUCUGUUAACACAAAGAUAAGACCUCCUUCUGAAGGAGACCCCUGGUUCUACUCUCAUCCACAUGCCUAUUCAACCGACUAUUCUACAUUCUUUAGUAUUGUGUCUUCAAUGGAGGAUGAUCAGAAGCAUUUACAAAUUUUUACCAGGACGCCGACUAUAAAUGAUGACAAUCUUUCAGAUCUCAAAGCUUUUGCGGUUGAGCAAGAAAUCGACCCAAACACAUUAGUGACAUUCGGGUGUGGUGACCUGAUUCCAACAGAUUAUCUGUUAGAUUAACCCUUUUUAAGCUGCUUCUCUAAUUUCAAUUUUCAAGGUCAUUUUCAAAAAGCAUUUGUCGAAAAACCAUUAGGCCCUAUACCUUCACUCAUGGCUUUUUGAACGCGUAUUUUGUAUUCUUUUCCGCGAGAUGAUAGAGAGUCGUAUUAGACCAAUUUACGUCUAUUCGGGGAUAUCGCCAAGAAUUUGUAAACAAGUUUUUCGUAUCUCGGAAAUAUGUGCUCCAUUUAUAUUCAGUACUAACGUUAUCUCACGAAAUUUUUCUUCAAAACAAUAUUAUAAGCGUGAUUGUAACUGGAAUCGUUGGUGAGUAAUUCGGGAGGUUGGAAUUUUAUCGCUGCGUUUGACGAGUUCACAUACUAUGGUCUAUUUAUCUUUAUAACAAACAUUUCAGCCUUGAUUUGGCAUAAACAAAAAGGAAUAAUUCUUCUAGUAAACAGGGGACUUGUAGACUCUGCACUGUGAAGU